Messenger RNA from Harpegnathos saltator (Jerdon's jumping ant), 2512 nucleotides. It is a transcript of the gene Mrgn1, whose product is annotated as Mahogunin ring finger 1. The coding region runs from base 254 to 1924 and encodes 556 amino acids. The record is from RefSeq and is a predicted model, not a curated record. Gene Ontology annotation, molecular function: ubiquitin protein ligase activity. Gene Ontology annotation, biological process: protein ubiquitination. Lineage: Eukaryota; Metazoa; Arthropoda; Insecta; Hymenoptera; Formicidae. The transcript is spliced from 9 exons. Gene Ontology annotation, cellular component: cytoplasm.
AAUUUAGAAGAUGUCUAUAUUCACUAUAUUCUCACUGAUAAUAGCCUUUGACAGAGUCGUUUUAAUUUCACUUAUAUGUAUAAAUGUGACAAUUCGUGGCAAUUUUUAGUCGCUGUUUAGCGACUAAAACGAUAUUUACGUGUUGUUUAUACAUACGCUUUUGCUAAGCAUUCCUGAACGAAGAUAAUAAAUACAUCCGCACAUCUGUCAUUUCAUUGAGAGCUGCCGCUUGUGAUUGCUCAACAAUUGCAAAAUGGGAUCGUUGACAAGUAGGCAAAAUGCUGGCGUCGAAGAAGUUGAUAUUAUCUCCAACCAUGCAUAUAAAUAUCCUCCGCGAUCUGGUUCUUAUUUUGGCAGCCAUUUUAUAAUGGGUGGUGAACGAUUUGACACACCUCAGCCUGAAGCCUAUCUCUUUGGAGAAAAUGCAGACUUGAAUUUCUUAGGCAGUCGACCAACACCUUUUCCAUAUCCUCCACCACAACCCAAUGAUCCUACAAAAACAUUAAAGAGUUUAGUAAAUAUACGAAAGGAAUCUUUAAGGUUGGUUCGUAAUAUGGAUCACAUGUCAACUUCUUCACAAUAUCAUAAUGGCAAACAUUACGAGGACAUUGAUAUUGACAAGAAACCUAAUCGUUUUAAUAUUGAGUUUGUGUUUGAUUGCGAUGUAAGAUGCGCAAUAACAAUAUAUUACUUUUGUACAGAGGAGAUUUCUACAAAAGGAGUCGCCUAUAUACCACGAGAUCCAUCUAUGAACUCUGAAACAUAUUAUUAUAAGAAAGGAGCAAAUCAAUUAUUCUCACAAUCAACGCAUAUAUUUGAUCCAACAUUGUAUACUGAAGAGGAUUUGAUGUAUAAUGCGGACAGAGAAAUCAUCCCAAUAGCUAUACAUUGUGUAGCAGAGGAAGGAUCGGAUGAUCCCAAGCAAUCUCACACGACUAUAGCUGUGGUUGAGAAACAUUCUGAUGGAACAUAUGUGUUGAAAGCCCUUAAACAGAAACUCUACGUCGAUGGCCUCUGUUAUUUGUUACAAGAGAUAUAUGGGAUCGAAAAUAAGAAUACCGAGAACGCAAAGCAACAAGGUAGCGACGAAGAUACUGAAGACAACGGUUCCGAGUGCGUCAUUUGUAUGUGCGACGUACGCGAUACGUUAAUCUUGCCAUGCAGACACUUGUGUUUGUGCAACGGAUGCGCCGAUUCCUUAAGAUAUCAAGCGAACAACUGUCCGAUAUGUCGUGCGCCGUUCCGCGCGCUUCUGCAGAUUAAAGCUCUGCAAAAGGCGACGGGUACUAUUAUAUCCAAUCCACCAUUACCAGAGGGAGGCUGCGAAAAUAUCCCAUCAGGUUACGAAGCGGUGUCUCUGAUAGAGGCUUUAAAUGGACCCUAUACUCCACGAACCGCCAUUAUCGCGCCGGAAUCCCCGGACACACCUGAUACAGAUACAGCGAGUGCCAUUCAAGCCGCUGAAACCUUAAAUCGCUCGGCUGAACGUACACCAGUUUCAAAACAUAUAUCCGCCAAAGAAGUCGAUAUGUCAGCUAGAUCCAGCGGCACCGCUUGUCCGACUCCUGAAUUCCAAAUGUCUGUGUUAUUGGCGAGAGAUGAGCAUUCGGGAUCGCAAAAGGAACUACAUAACAGGUCACCGGCGGUGCGAGCUAAAUCAAUGCAUUCACGCGACAAAUCUAGUUUAAGAACAUGCGACACGCUAAGAUUGGUCAACGAAGAAAAACCUGCUUCUUCAUACGAAAGCCAAGGGCAGGAUGAAGAUAGCGAAGCGGAGAGAUUGUCACCGUUGUUGGACGCAACCACGAGUACCGAGGCAUCAGACAUACAUUCCCAUAGAAUUCGCGACAUCGACAUGGACGACGAGAUUCAGAACACGGAGAACCUAAACGAUGCGGAGAUUGAUGUGUGUCAAUCGCACUAAAGGGAUAGUCGAGGACAUAUUUUUACAUAUAGUAUAUAUAUCAUUGUUAAGUUUCGUAUCGUUUAAAUGAUCUUUUAUCUUUCGUGUAAAUCGAAUAAGUGAUAAUCGUGUUAUUUAUUGAAAGGCUCCGAGCUAUUUGCUGCAUCUGUAAUGGAUCGUGAAAUCUUAAAUGAUCUCUCAGUGAAACAUGACAUAUAAAGCUAACUUCUAACACUGUGAAAUAUUACGCGCGAUUUUCCUUCUUAUUCUCUUUUUCUCUCUUCUCCCCCCCCCUUUUUUUUUAAGAUAAUUUAUUACGGUUGCAGCAAUUAGUCCAGAAUCUCAAUACAGAUAUUUUCUAUUCUGUACAUUUACUAUUGUAAAAAAGUAGAAAUUACGAAGAAAUUAUAUUUGUUACAAUUUUUUAUCCUUUUAAUUAACCGUUAGAAUUGAGAGCAAUAUGUGUUUGUGUACUUGUCAAAUUAUAAAGACUGGGACAGUACUUGUAAAGGAUGUUAUGGUGUAGUAUUUUUUAGAUGGUAAAUUGUAAAGUUAUGUAUGAAAUUCCCGUGAAAAUUAACAUUAGAUAAUAAAAGUGCUUCCAUUUUA